Molecule: messenger RNA, 1190 nt
Organism: Zeugodacus cucurbitae (melon fly)
Lineage: Eukaryota; Metazoa; Arthropoda; Insecta; Diptera; Tephritidae
Product: fibrinogen-like protein A
Exons: 3
Coding region: 4-960 (318 amino acids)
Source: RefSeq, a predicted model, not a curated record
AAAAUGCAUCAGUUUCAAAUCUGCGCUCAAACAGUUCAUGCAACUCACAGCAAAAUGUUUCGCAAUUUUUUGAAUAUUUUGCUAUUUUUUAUCUUGAUUUUUCAAAUCCGUUACUGUUUAAGUGAUGAUACUGAACAAAAUGCAACGGACGCUUGCACUUGUGAUGUGGAAAUAGAUGUUGUGCGGAAAUUCAUGGACGACUUGGAAGUUGUACAAAAGAGUGGAACCAAAUUGGAGAGUAAAAUGUCGAACAUCGAAAAGCUAUUAAUUGCAAAUCGCGUACCAAAAUUAUCGAGUUGCGCAGAAGCGGCAGGUAACAGCAAGAAGAAUGGUAUAUACCAUAUUCAGUUACAAAAUCUCGAUAUCGAUGACUUGAAAGUGUUUUGUGUAGAAGACGUGGAUUUCGGUGGAUGGUUAGUUAUACAGCGGCGUCAAAGCGACUCCGUAGAUUUUUAUAGAAAUUGGAUGGAUUAUAAGGAGGGAUUUGGCGAUCUAACGGGUAACUAUUGGAUCGGUUUAGAGAAAAUACAUGCGUUCAUAAGUGACUGCGAACAGGAGUUAUAUGUUCAAAUGAGGAGACGUAAUGGCAUGGAAUACUAUGCAAAAUAUACGGAAUUUGUUAUUGCUGACGAGUCGGAGGAUUACGCUUUGAAGAAAUUGGGAAAUUAUAACGGCAAUGCUGGCGACUCCUUCAGUAUAAAUUUGGAAACGAAAUUUUCAACUUAUGAUCGUGAUAAUGAUUUCGAUAAAGGAAAUUGUGCAAAACUGUAUAAAGGCGCUUGGUGGUUUGCAAGUUGCUAUAACUGCCACUUAAAUGGACGCUAUGGCGAUGAUGAAGCCGGUAUUAACUGGGUUUCAAUAGAAAAAGAUGAAUCGUUAGCGUUUGCGCAAAUGAUGAUACGACCAACCCGAAAUUGCUUGAGACAAUUGUUAUUGCGCAAUUUAAAUGCAGGUGCCUAAAAAUUCAUUGGAUUUGAACCGCUUGGAUGCUGUUGUUGGACUAUUUUACUCCUUUAUAUUCAAUUAUGAAAAUUAAUUUUCAAAUAUACUCAGAUGUGUGUCUAUAAUUUCGAAUUUGUUUAUAAAAUGUGUAAAAACGUGUAAUUGAACAUAUAGCAUCUAGAUUCUAUCAUGAAAACGAUAUUAAUCACUUUAGGCGAUAUCUUAAUAAAAAUAAUAAAAAAUGUGUU